Messenger RNA from Rhineura floridana, 2123 nucleotides. It is a transcript of the gene GPR89B, whose product is annotated as G protein-coupled receptor 89B. The transcript has 12 exons. Gene Ontology annotation, cellular component: Golgi cisterna membrane. The coding region runs from base 148 to 1242 and encodes 364 amino acids. The record is from RefSeq and is a predicted model, not a curated record. Lineage: Eukaryota; Metazoa; Chordata; Lepidosauria; Squamata; Rhineuridae. Gene Ontology annotation, biological process: intracellular pH reduction. Gene Ontology annotation, molecular function: voltage-gated monoatomic anion channel activity.
CGCGGAGCCCCAUUCUUUCUUCGCCGCCGCCCAAAUCAUCAUGUUAUAACAUAAAGAGUCCCUGUGGAAGGAGGUGGCUUCUAGCUUCCUCAUCCGCGCCCACUUAGCCCGGGCUGACACAAGCUGUAGAAUGAAGUUGAUAGAAGGAUGGAUGGUACCACUUCCGGCUGCAGGUGGAUGGACUCUACCACUUUAGAAAGCGAAUGGGUGCUAUUCUUUGGAUUUGGAUGGCUGUUCUUCAUGCGCCGGCUCUUCAAAGAUUAUGAGGUGCGGCAGUACGUUGUGCAGGUUGUCUUCUCUGUCACGUUUGCAUUUUCCUGCACCAUGUUUGAACUUAUCAUUUUUGAGAUCCUAGGGGUCCUAAACAGCAGCUCUCGGUAUUUUCACUGGAAAUUGAACCUCUGUGUGAUUUUGCUUGUCCUGGUAUUCAUGGUGCCCUUUUACAUUGGUUACUUUGUUGUGAGCAACAUCCGAUUGUUGCACAGGCACAGACUUCUUUUUGCCUGUGUUGUCUGGCUAACAUUCAUGUAUUUCUUCUGGAAGUUGGGGGAUCCGUUUCCUAUCCUCAGUCCAAAACAUGGAAUCCUAUCCAUAGAGCAGCUUAUCAGUCGGGUGGGAGUGAUUGGGGUAACCCUCAUGGCUCUGCUUUCUGGCUUUGGUGCAGUCAAUUGCCCAUACACGUAUAUGUCUUAUUUUCUCAGGAAUGUGACAGAUGCAGAUAUUCUAGCUCUGGAGCGUCGUCUCCUCCAAACCAUGGACAUGAUCAUCAGCAAGAAGAAGAGGAUAGCAAUGGUUCACAGAAACAUGUUCCAGAGAGGGGAAGUGCACAACAAGCCCACUGGUUUCUGGGGAAUGAUAAAAAGUGUUGCAACAUCUUCAUCAGGCAGUGAAAAUCUGGCACUUAUCCAGCAGGAAGUAGAUGCUUUGGAGGAGCUGAGUCGGCAGCUUUUCUUGGAAACCUCUGACCUGCAUGCUACCAAGGAAAGAAUAGAAUACUCUAAAACCUUCCAAGGGAAAUACUUCAACUUUCUGGGCUACUUUUUCUCAAUCUACUGUGUCUGGAAAAUUUUUAUGGCAACAAUAAAUAUUGUCUUUGACCGAGUUGGGAAGACUGAUCCAGUUACACGAGGAAUUGAGAUAACCGUGAACUAUUUGGGGAUCCAAUUUGAUGUCAUCGUACAGGGCGACCAAGGCUGUCUCAGUGCCAAAACCGGGCCUAAAACCCGAUUGAAAUGGAUCUAGAUAAUCAGUUUCAUCCAAUAGCGCCUGGAGCUGGCCAGCAACCACCCGUUCCAAGACCCUGCCCAGGAAUGGAACAUUCGCCACUGGCCUGUAGCUGUUAAAAUUGUCUGGGUCCAAGGAAGGCUUUUUCAGGAGUGGUCUCACCACUGCCUCUUUCAGACAGCCCGGGACCACUCCCUCUCGUAAAGAGGCAUUUAUCACUUCCUUGGCCCAGCUACCUGUUCCAUUCCUGCUAGUUUUUAUCAGCCAGGAGGGGCAAGGAUCCAGUACCGAAGUGGUUGCACGUACCUGUCCAAACACCUUGUCCAUGUCCUCGAGUUGAACCAACUGAAGCUCAUCCAACAAAACAGGACAAGACUGUGCUCCGGACACCUCACUAGGAUCUACUGCUAUAACUUGAGAGUCUAGGUCCCGGCGGAUACAUGAGAUCUUAUUCUGGAAGUGAUCGGCAAACUGAUUACAGCGGGCCUCCGAUGAUUCCACCGUGUCCGGAGGGUUUGAAUGGAGAAGCCCCCGGACAACUCGAAAGAGCUCCGCUGGGCGGCAAAGAGAUGAUUUAAUAGUGGCAGCAAAAUGAUGUUUUUUAGCUGCCUUCACUGCUCCUACAUAGAGCUUAGUCGAAGCACUAACCAGCGCAUAAUUGUAUCCGUCGGGAGUUCGUCUCCAUUUCCGCUCAGGCCUCCUCCUAUCUUGCUUCAUCGCUCUCAGCUCCGGAGUAUACCAUGGAGCUGUAUGAGCUCUACACAGGAGAGGGCGUGCAGGAGCGAUCGUGUUUACAGCCCGGGUCAUCUCCGUAUUCCACAGAGCGACCAGGGCUUCAGCAGGAGCGCCAGUCCUAUCAGCCGGAAAAUCCCCCAGAGCCCUUUGAAAACCUUCAGGAU